This is a messenger RNA of Eutrema salsugineum, 1725 nucleotides long. Its product is annotated as pentatricopeptide repeat-containing protein At4g01990, mitochondrial. The coding region runs from base 1 to 1518 and encodes 505 amino acids. NCBI's taxonomy places the organism in Eukaryota, Viridiplantae, Streptophyta, Magnoliopsida, Brassicales, Brassicaceae. The transcript is spliced from 2 exons. The record is from RefSeq and is a predicted model, not a curated record. Gene Ontology annotation, molecular function: protein binding. Gene Ontology annotation, cellular component: mitochondrion.
AUGAUGUAUUCCGUUUCACGCCUCGCGAGAAGGUUCUGUGCAACGCUCGCUGCUGCUGCUCCGGCGGCGAUUGGCGGCGAGGCUGCUGCUGCUUCUGUUCCGAAGAAGACGGCGAAAAAUCAACGCUCGGUGUACAAGAAACUCUCGAGCCUUGGCAAGAGGGGAGGAAAAAUGGAAGAAACGCUGAAUCAGUUCACCAUGGAAGGUAUCCCUGUUAAAAAAGACGACCUUAUUCGCUACGUCAAGGAUCUUCGCAAGCAUCGUCAACCUCAACGCGCCCUCGAGGUCUUUGAGUGGAUGGAAAGAAAGGAAAUUGCCUUUUCUGGCAGCGAUCACGCAAUUCGUUUGGAUCUUAUUGCAAAGACUAACGGCUUAAAGGCAGCUGAAAGUUACUUUAACAGUCUAGAUCUCUCAACCAAGACUCAGUCGAGUUAUGGCUCGCUCUUGAACUGCUACUGCGUGGAAGGCGAGGAAGAGAAGGCAAAGGCACAUUUUGAUAAAAUGUGUGAUCUCAAUCUUGUGACUAACUCUUUGCCAUUUAAUAAUCUCAUGGCCAUGAACUUGCGGCUUGGUCAACCCGAGAAGGUACCCGCCUUGGUUGUUGCAAUGAAACAGAAGAAUAUCUCCCCUUGUGAUGUCACUUACUCUAUGUGGAUACAAAGCUGUGGAAUCUUAAAUGACUUGGAUGGAGUAGAGAAAGUCAUAGAGGAAAUGAAAGCAGACGGUGGUGAAUGUCGUUCCUCAUGGGAUACAUUUGCUAAUCUGGCAGCAAUCUACAGUAAAGCCGGUCUCUACAGUAAAGCAGAAGCAGCAUUGAAAUCUCUGGAGGAGAAGAUGAAUCCUCACGAGCGUAGUUCAUAUCAUUUCCUCAUUAGCUUGUAUGCUGGAAUUUCAAAUGCUCCCGAGGUUUAUCGAGUUUGGGACUUGCUAAAGAAGGGUCACCCCAAAGUCAACAAUUCAAGCUGUCUUACUAUGCUCCAAGCACUGAGUAAACUCGAUGACAUUGAUGGAAUGAAGAAAAUCUUUACAGAGUGGGAAUCAACAUGCUACACUUACGAUAUGAGGAUGGCCAAUGUGAUGAUUAGCAGCUACUUGAAAGAGAACAUGUACGAAGAAGCUGAGGCUGUUUUCAAUGGUGCCAUGAAGAAGUGUAAAGGUCAAUUCUCAAAGGCGAGGCAGCUUCUGAUGAUGCAUUUGUUGAAGAAUGAUCAGGCGGAUUUGGCUCUAAAGCAUUUCGAAGCAGCUGUUUCGAAUCAAGACAAGAAUUGGACUUGGAGCUCAGAGCUGAUCCGUUCAUUCUCUCUCCACUUCGAGGAAUCCAAAGACGUUGAUGGAGCAGAAGAAUUCUGCAAAACCUUGACGAUAUGGAGUCCUCUAGAUUCGGAUACUUACACUCUUCUUAUAAAGACUUACAUAGCUGCAGAGAAAGCUUGUCCCGGUAUGCGAAAGAGGUUGGAGGAACAAGAGAUCGAAAUAGAUGAAGAGAUGGAAGGUUUUCUUAGCAAGAUUUGCCCUUGAAGAAUGACUCUGUGUACUGAUAAAUCAAUCAAUCUUCUGUAAUUUGAAGCAAUAUUUCAGACACAUGUUCUCUUUAUAGUUUGCGUUUGAUCUAUCUUGCUUUGUGAAAACUCAAAAUCCACAACUUAAAGGACACGUUGUGGAUUUUAAAGGCACCAUUGUUAGAGAGUUACUGUUUAGGUUUUUUAGGAUUUAUCUCAACUCUGU